AUGGCAGUUCGCGCACAGUUCGAGAACUCAAAUGAGUGCGUAUUCGUCCCUUCUUUCUCCUCCGCUCCUCCCGUCCUCGUGGAAGAAAGAGGAUUGCUAAUCUGUGUUCAUCAACCCACCAGAGUCGGCGUCUUCUCCACCCUCACCAACUCCUACGCCCUCGUCGCAAUUGGAGCAUCGGAAAACUUCUACAGCGUCUUCGAAGCCGAGCUACAAGAUGUGAUACCCAUAUGCCAUGCCACAAUCGCGGGCACGAGGAUAGUUGGUACAUUGACCGCCGGCAACCGCAAAGGCCUCCUCCUCCCGACCUCAACAACCGACCAAGAAAUGUCCCACAUCCGCAACACGCUCCCCUCCACCGUGACCAUCCAGCGAAUCGAAGAGCGCCUCUCCGCCCUCGGAAACGUCAUCUGCGCCAACGACCACGUCGCCCUCGUGCACCCAGACCUCGAGCGCGAAACCGAAGAGAUCAUCGCCGACACGUUGGGCGUAGAGGUCUUCCGCCAAACCAUCGCCUCCAACGUCCUGACGGGCUCCUACAUGUCAUUAUCCAACCAGGGGGGCUUGGUGCACCCGAAGACGCCGAUCCAGGAUCAGGACGAACUGAGCAGUUUACUGCAGGUGCCGCUUGUGGCCGGGAGCGUGAAUCGCGGUAGUCCAGUCGUGGGGGCCGGGAUGGUGGUGAACGAUUGGUUGGCGGUGACGGGCAUGGAUACCACGGCGACGGAGUUGAGCGUGGUGGAGAGUGUGUUUAGGCUUGGCGAGGGGAAUGGGCCGGGCGAUGUGAAGGGCAAGGAUAAGGAAGCUAUGGUUGAGAGUUUCUAUUGA
Endocarpon pusillum Z07020 is the source of this 828-nucleotide messenger RNA. RefSeq names its product Eukaryotic translation initiation factor 6. Gene Ontology annotation, cellular component: nucleolus; cytosol; preribosome, large subunit precursor. The transcript has 2 exons. The coding region runs from base 1 to 828 and encodes 275 amino acids. Lineage: Eukaryota; Fungi; Ascomycota; Eurotiomycetes; Verrucariales; Verrucariaceae. The record is from RefSeq and is a predicted model, not a curated record. Gene Ontology annotation, biological process: assembly of large subunit precursor of preribosome; cytosolic ribosome assembly; ribosomal subunit export from nucleus. Gene Ontology annotation, molecular function: ribosomal large subunit binding.